Messenger RNA from Fomitiporia mediterranea MF3/22, 627 nucleotides. RefSeq lists its product as uncharacterized. The transcript has 4 exons. The record is from RefSeq and is a predicted model, not a curated record. The coding region runs from base 1 to 627 and encodes 208 amino acids. Lineage: Eukaryota; Fungi; Basidiomycota; Agaricomycetes; Hymenochaetales; Hymenochaetaceae.
AUGCUUGUGCUGAGCCUCAGAUCCUGUGACGACACGACCCAGCUGGCUUCGCCGUCCUUCAGCGUAAAGCUGUCGAACGACUUUUUCAGUAAUUCCAUGCAUUCGUGUACUCCUUCCCGCUCAGCAACGCAAGCAACAAUCGGUGAGUACGCGCUUGCGACAAUGUCCAUGUCUGACCACUCCUCAGGCGCAAUCCUCUCUCCGGCCCCCCGCGCACUCUCCUACCCCACCCACCAUCCUAUGUUUGACAUCACCCUUGAUGGACCUACGCCGUGUGCAUUUAUAUUCCCCAGUACCGUGCAUGACACCAUUUCGAACGGAAGCAGUGACCCUCCACUCCCCUCUCAGCCGAGUCUUCUGAAUCAACUCGUUCAACACUCCGGAUCUCAACCUGCAUGCGCUACUCACACUCGCUGCACACCAUCGCCGCACAGCCUCAACCUCCAAAACCUGCUCGACCUUGCAAUUCAACUUGCAGGGACUGAGCGACGACUAAGGCAUGGUGAUGAAGACUACUUUGUACAGCCCAAGAACGCGUUAAUCCUUUACCGACGCGAAUUCUGCUUGCAGAAGAACAGGGCAGAGGCUGCUAGUGAUGCGGGGAUUGGGACCGUAGAAAUAAUAUAA